Phragmites australis (common reed) is the source of this 2848-nucleotide messenger RNA. RefSeq names its product pentatricopeptide repeat-containing protein At2g06000-like. NCBI's taxonomy places the organism in Eukaryota, Viridiplantae, Streptophyta, Magnoliopsida, Poales, Poaceae. Gene Ontology annotation, molecular function: protein binding. The record is from RefSeq and is a predicted model, not a curated record.
UUGCCCUCGUCAUCGUUUUCCACCAUGAAAACCCCAAAACCCUCCGCCGCUUCAGUCCUCUCCCUCCCACGCGCACCACUGGCGUCUAUGCCUCCUCUCCUCGCCCUGAGUCCAUGACCGCGGUCGCCUCCUCCUCCUCCUCCUCGCUUGCUCCGCCGCCUCCGCCUCCGCAUUCUCCGAUGCUCCCUCGUCUCCACGGCGCCUUCCGCCUCCGCCUCCACCUCCCUCCUCGCCACCCCCUCAUCCAACUCCUCCACUCUUCCAGCCCCGGUGCCCACCCGCCGCCGCCGCACGCCGCCGAGCUCUGGAUCGCCAAGGCGCUCGUGGCCGCGGCCUUCCUCCGGCCGCACCACCUCCCAGCUUUCCGCGGCCUCGCGCUCUCCCAUCUCGCCGCCGCGGCCGCGCUCCGCCUCGCUCCGUGCGCCUCCUCCGCGCUCCGGCUCUUCGACGCCCUGCACUCCCCGCCGCUGUCCGUUCCCCCGUCUGAGCACUCCUACCGCCACGUGGUCGCGUUGCUGUGCAGGUCGGGCCAUCACGGCAACGCGCUCAAGCUGUUCGACCAAAUGACGGACCAGUCGGGGUGCUUUCCCGACGAGGGGUUUCUCUCGUUCGUGGUCGGCUCGUGCACCACUGCUGGACUUCUUGAUGCCGCCGCGGCCUUGCUCUCAAAGGGCUCCCAGUUUGGUUGCUGCAUCGAGCCGUAUGCGUAUAACAGGCUCAUGAACUCUUUCAUUGGCCAUGGCCGGGCGCAUGAUGCUGUUGCAUUGUUUGAGAGGUGGGUUCAGGAGGGAUUGUAUACCCCGGAUGUUUGGAGUUUUAAUGUUGUCAUCAAGGGGGUGUGUCGGGUGGGGGAUGUCCAAAAGGCGCUCCAGUUGGUCGAAAGGAUGGAUGAGUUUGGCUGUUCACCGGAUACUGUCACACACAAUAUUCUUGUUGAUGGGCUAUGCAGAGUGAAGGAGGUGAACAAGGGCUGUGAGGUCUUGAGGAGGCUCCAGAAGGAUGGUGUUUGCAUGCCCAAUGUUGUGACAUACACCUCAGUGAUCUCGGGUUAUUGUAAGGCUGGCAGGAUGGAGGAUGCAAUGGCAGUGUACAAUGACAUGGUUGGUUCUGGGACAGCACCCAAUGCAGUCACUUACAAUGUGCUUAUUAAUGGAUAUGGAAAGGCUGGAGAUAUGGGAUCUGCAGUGGGAGUGUAUCAGCAAAUGAUGCUCCGUCGCUGCCCUCCUGAUGUUGUGACAUUUAGUUCUUUGAUUGAUGGAUAUUGUCGGUGUGGACAGCUCGAUGGUGCAAUGAGGAUUUGGAAGGAGAUGGCUCGGUAUCAUAUUCAACCAAAUGUGUACACCUUUUCUAUCAUAAUACACUCACUUUGUAAGCAGAACAAAUCAGAGGAAGCGCUUGAUCUUCUGAGGGAAUUAAACAUGAGAGCGGAUAUUGCACCACAAGCAUUCAUAUACAACCCUGUGAUUGAUAUACUGUGCAAGGGCGGAAAGGUGGAUGAAGCAAACUUGAUCCUAAUGGAUAUGGAAGAGAAAAGGUGUCGUCCUGACAAGUAUACAUAUACUAUUCUAAUAAUUGGUUACUGCAUGAAGGGUAGGAUACCAGAAGCUAUUGCAUUGUUCCACAAAAUGGUGGAGAAUGGGUGUUACCCUGACAAUAUUACAGUUAAUUCUUUUAUUAGUUGUCUUUUGAAGGCUGGGAUGCCUAGUGAGGUGGAUCACAUAAUGCUUAUUGCUUCAGGGCGUGCUAAAUCUAGUCAUAAAGUUUCUUCUCCCCUGAGCCAAGGCCUAGAUAUUUCAGUAGCUGUAUAGUUGAAUUGUACUGAUAUAGAGAAUGUAGGGAAGAGCACCUUAACUGUUUCCGGUGCAUACUGCAGCACAACUGGCUCUUCUCAAGAUAAGAAGAACAAGCUCUGGACAUUCAGCUAAAAGAAACUCAAAUAUAAAUAUUGAGAUCUUGGUUGCACCAAGCCUACAUAGCUAUGAGAAAUUAAUCAAACCAACUUCAUGGCUCAUGGCGAGUAAGAAUGAAAAAGUUAAGCUAUUUGGUGCUCCAUGUAUUCAUUGAAGUGAUUCAGUGAGUUUCACGAAGAGGAGUCGAACAAGUGCCAUAGUGCUGAUCUGCUGCGGUGAUGUUACAGAAAUUGAACACAUGGAUACUUGCCAUUCACCUCUAAACACUGUAUAUGAUCGGUCACUUCCCUGGGUUUCAGAGCAUUAGUUCCUUUAGAUGUGUUGUUACCUUUGCGAAGAUUCAAGAACAGCUAUGAUUGGGAGAUUGUUAACUGAAUAAGAUUGAGUUAGCAGUUGAAGACUCAAUGCUUGAAGAACUUGAUGGAAGUAAUUUACUCUCUAGCAGAGGUACUUCAUAUGUAUUCUUUCCUUUCUGUGUAUUGUUCAUCCUCAUAUAGAAUAUUUUUCCAGGAAAGGAUAUGCACGCCGUUCAGCUGUUGUGCAUUUUUCAAUUCCAAAUAGCUAUAUCUAGACAAGCCUGAGUAUACAGUUUUUGCUCUGCAAUUUUUAAACUUUCCAUUAAGGCGCUGGGUAUCUUUCUUCUGAACUAUGUUUGUAUUUGAUAGCAAGUUUCUAGUUUUCACAGAAUCUUAGGCCUGUUUAGGGGCAAUAGUAGAUUGUCCAAGGAACUGGGAUCGGUAAACCCAAGGAAGGACUUAAUUUUUUUAAUGAAAGUUUCACAUUGGUUUAUCUGCUAGGCCUUUUCGAUAACACACUUUUUGCGAGGUCUUAAGCUCAUUGCAGCAUUGAAAUUAAGACUAUGCUGUUCCAGAUAAGCCCAAGUUCAGUUGGUAACAUUCGCUGUAAUUUUCAAUUAAUAAGUUGAAACUUUUGCAAUC